Mytilinidion resinicola is the source of this 1422-nucleotide messenger RNA. RefSeq lists its product as uncharacterized. NCBI's taxonomy places the organism in Eukaryota, Fungi, Ascomycota, Dothideomycetes, Mytilinidiales, Mytilinidiaceae. Bases 1 to 1422 code for a protein of 473 amino acids. The record is from RefSeq and is a predicted model, not a curated record. The transcript has a single exon.
AUGCCACUCAAUUACUUAGGCCCGGGCUCCGGAGCUCCUGCGUCUCGACGACGCGAGGUCCGCGAGUUCACGCCAGCCCGAACAAAUUUACCAGGCGGGUCUUCUCGGCCUCAAAACGAGUCCCCAGCAUCUAGACAGCAAGACGACCCCACUUGGGGCUUCGACGCACUAUCACUAGAGCCUAGCCGCGGGGGCUCCUCGCGAGGCACGACUAAACGCCAAUCUAGACACGAUCGUUCCAUGCGAGACGAUGAUGGUCGGCAUCGAACGACCACGCACAGCUCUGCGCCACGGGGUCACACCCAUACCACAACACGCAGCUCUGCGCCACGGGGUCAUACCCAUACUACGACCCGCAGCUUGCCCGACCUGGAAACAACAAUUCGGAACCAUCUCGUUCCCACCUACGUCAAGUCGGGAGAGACUUGCAUAAUAUGCACCAACGAAUUCGAUAUGGGAACGCACAAGGCGGUCACCGUCAACACUAACCGCCAUUGCAAGCACGUAUUCGGCCGCGAAUGUAUAAUCAUCUGGUUCCGAAGCCAGCGAGAGACCUCAAAUCUCUGCCCUACAGGAAGGUGCACCCUUUUUUCCUUAGAUCCAAACGCUGUCAAGCAAAGCCGAGCGAAUUUGGACGGCAUCGUGCCGGAGGAAGAAUGGCUGCGACAAGAGCACGGCAUUGAGGUGUCUAGGGCCCAGCUAGAUCGACCGAGGUCGACUCCGGCGUGGGAGAAGCGGCUUGAGCACCAGCUUUGUGAAGAGCGCGCUAUGUGGUAUCGGGCUGUUGGCCGUAUGAAUGAGAUCCCUGCGAAAUGGCGACCUAUCCCAGACGCGGCUAAAAAGCGUCGACUUCUCCAAGAAGGCAAGGAUCUGAUUCGCCACUUCAAUGAUCCUUCUGUCCUUGUCUUCAACUAUGAUGGCGACGAGAUCAUAGAUCCAGAAGCUCCCGAACAUCGUCAUAGAGUUACUGAUUCUACGCCCACCAUAUCAGGUGGUCCAGAAUGGGAUAGGCGGCUUGAGACCCAGCGCGGGCACGAACGUGCUUGCUUGCUACGACAUCGAGGGCGCGAGUCUGAAGUCUCAGCGCAAUGGCGAAGGCCACCACCAUAUGGCGAGAUGUUGGCAGAAGGGAAAGCGCUUGUCGCCAAAUUUGGCCAAAAGGCUCUCCAGUUUCGCUAUGAAGAUAAGAUCCUCGUCCGCGAAGACGCUGGAGGAGAGAAUGCAACAUUGGGCGCUUCGUGGAUCGAUCGUUAUAGAGCUCAGAAGAAUGCGGAAAAGGACUGGUAUAGGACAGAGCCGGAUGCCGCCAAGAAACGAUUCCUGCUUGCAGAAGGCAAGGAAUUGGUCGAGAUCUUUGGUGAAGAAGGAUUCAUCUUUGACUAUAGUGGCGAUUCGAUCGUAGUCCCGGAUUAUCGUUCUUAG